AUGACAGUGAUUUGUUUUCUGCUGACCAGGAUCUUCUUUCGAAGUCUCUUGGGUCAGCAUUCAGUCAGUCGAAAUUGGGCAAACAGGAGCAGAUACCCACGAAAGCACACUUUGGUCUGGAUCAUGUUUCGCACCAUGUUGAAACCACUGGCAGCUUCAGUCAUACCUCGCAUUUCACUUACCUUCUUUAGAUUCAUGCAGCGCCUCCUCAUCCGCAGUAUCAUCGAACUUGUAGGAGAGCCUGAUUCGGAGUCAGCAGACAACCGUGGAUGGGGUCUCACAGCUGCCGUCGGUCUGGUGUAUCUUGGGCUGGCUUUGACUAGUGGCGCGUACCAGCACAAGGCAAAUCGUAUGGCUACGAUGGUCCGCGGCUCUCUCGUUCAUGCUAUAUAUGCACAGACACUAGACCUUUCAAUCACCAGUCUUGACGAAUCUGCGGCUGUGACGUUGAUGAGUUCGGACGUGGAAAGAAUAUGCGAAUCGCUCGUCUCCAUACACUAUAUGUGGUCCAGUCCUAUUGAGAUUGCAUUGGCAGUCUGUCUGCUUUCACGAGAAAUUGGUAUUUCUCUUCUGGGACCUCUGGUCGUUACCGGUCUGGCAAUCUCUGGUCCACUUCUGAUUUUUGGCCGCAUGGGCAACGCUCGGAAGACCUGGAUUGAGAAAAUUCAAACCAGGGUUGAUAGCACGGCCAAAAUGCUAAGCUCCAUGAAGGGUAUAAAAAUGCUUGGUCUCGGCUCUAAAAUGUCCAGCAUCAUGACGCAGCUGAGACUUGAUGAAGUGUCCAAGUCACUCAAAAUGAGGAAACUGAUGGUAGUCAUGAAUGCCUUUGGUAAUAUGUCUGAUAUUCUGGCCCCUAGAGCUGUUUUUGCGAUAUAUGUCAUUGUGGCUACCGUCAAUGGGCAAACACUUGACGUGAUCUCGGUUUUCACAGCUUUGUCUCUCAUCGCAUUGCUGGUUGCGCCGAUUCGAGCUCUCGUGUUCUCUGCUCCACCAUUGAUUGCAACUGUCAGUUGUUUUGAUCGGAUCGAAAGGUUUCUGUCGUCGACAACCAGGAAGGAUCAUCGAUCGAUGCUCCCAGACUCGCAAGCUCGCACCAGCAGCACAGUGACGCAUGGACCGACCACUGGAAACCUCACUAUCAACGCUGGCAUUGGGCUGGAUGUGAUCGAGUUGGAUAGUAUCACGCCGGUGAAAGCUGCGACUUCGUCACCGUCAUCGGCCGCGAUCAGUGCUAAAAACUUGACGCUUGCUUGGUCUGAUACUGCCGGAGGUAAUCCUGUCAUCAACGACGUGACUUUUAACAUUCAGCCCGGACAAUUGACUAUGAUCGUCGGUCCAGUCGGCGCUGGGAAAUCCAGCCUUUUACAUGGUCUGCUUGGGGAAAUACCAUCUUCAAAAGGAAAUGUCUAUAUUAAGCAAGCACAUGCUUCUUUUGUUGGCCAGAAUCCAUGGUUACAAAAUGAUCCCGUUCGAAACAACAUUAUUGGGGUCAAUGGAUUCGACGCAGCAUGGUACUCGAAGGUUUUGAGUGCCUGUGCGUUCGAUUCAGAUAUGAAUAUGUUCUCUGAGGGCGAUGGUACCAUUGUUGGCUCAGCGGGUGCUGCUCUUUCCGGAGGUCAGAGACUACGUGUGGCAUUAUGUCGAGCUGUUUAUGCUCGAAGGCAGAUCCUAAUAUUGGACGAUGUAUUCUCCGGCUUGGAUGCUGCAAGUGAAGAUCGCAUUUUCUCCCGCCUGCUUGGUACAACAGGACUCCUUCGACAGCUCGAUACAACAGUCAUUCUAGUUACUCAUGCAGCUCAUCGUCUAUCAUAUGCCAACCACAUAGUCUCACUCAGCAGCGACGGAUCCAUUUCCGAACAAGGAACAUUUCUCCAGUUAAUGGGCAAUGGUGGAUAUGUGGCCAGUCUUACGGCUCGUCAUGUCACAGAAUCCGAGAAAGAAGACGCAAAGGUAACUGCUCCUUCUAAACCAGUAGCCGAUGACACGGCACGACAAAAUGCCGCAGCUGAUCUCAAUCGUCCUGUGGGUAACUGGGCUGUUUAUAAGUAUUACUUCCUCAGUGCUGGGAUGAGAAACAUUUGGAUCCUCGCUGUAAUGACUGUUUGCAAUGCUACUUUUGAUCGAUUUCCAGGCAAGUAG
Messenger RNA from Cadophora gregata, 2139 nucleotides. RefSeq lists its product as uncharacterized. The record is from RefSeq and is a predicted model, not a curated record. The coding region runs from base 1 to 2139 and encodes 712 amino acids. Gene Ontology annotation, molecular function: ABC-type transporter activity; ATP hydrolysis activity; ATP binding. Gene Ontology annotation, biological process: transmembrane transport. The transcript has 4 exons. Gene Ontology annotation, cellular component: membrane. Lineage: Eukaryota; Fungi; Ascomycota; Leotiomycetes; Helotiales; Ploettnerulaceae.